Messenger RNA from Struthio camelus australis, 3369 nucleotides. The record is from RefSeq and is a predicted model, not a curated record. NCBI's taxonomy places the organism in Eukaryota, Metazoa, Chordata, Aves, Struthioniformes, Struthionidae.
CUCGCAGAAAGAGGCAGUGCUGAGUUAGAAAGACAAAAAUAGACCUUUACAGAGAAAUAUAGGGAUUGUGUGUGUGGUGGGGAGGGAGAGAGGAGAGCAGCGUUAGGCUGGUUUCCAGGAGGAGCCCUUCGCUCGCUCUCGUUGCAUGUUAGACAUUUUUGUACAGCUUUUUCCCCCCACCCCCUCCCUGCUGGGGAACGAUUACCUCUGCCGGCUGCUCUUUGCAUCUCUUCUGAGGAAAAAAAACAAACAAACUCUGUUUUGAUCAGAACGCGGCUAGAGACCAUUUUAUUUGAGCAACCGGGGGGGGGAAGAAGAGAAGAGGAACCGUCGCAGGGAUAUAAGGAUAUAAAGACUUACCUUCUGCGUUUCCCCCUCCCCCUUGUAAAUACUAAAUACACAAAGACAACAAUUUGACAUCCAUCCUAAGCAGCAGCUAUGGGGUGUUUGGGCAACAGCAAAACGGAGGAUCAGCGUAUCGAUGAGAAAGCGCAGCGAGAAGCCAACAAAAAAAUAGAGAAGCAGUUGCAGAAAGAGAGACUGGCUUAUAAAGCGACACAUCGCUUGCUUCUGCUGGGGGCCGGUGAGUCAGGAAAAAGCACUAUUGUGAAACAAAUGAGAAUCCUACAUGUCAAUGGAUUUAAUUCAGAAGAAAAGAAGCAGAAAAUACUGGAUAUUCGGAAAAAUGUUAAAGAUGCGAUUGUGACUAUAGUUUCAGCUAUGAGCACUUUAAUACCCCCAGUUCCAUUGGCCAAUCCAGAAAACCAAUUUCGAAUGGACUACAUCAAGAGUAUAGCUCCUCUUUCUGACUUUGACUAUACACAGGAGUUCUUUGAACAUGCAAAAAAGCUCUGGGAUGAUGAAGGCGUAAAGGCAUGCUUCGAGAGGUCAAACGAAUAUCAACUGAUUGACUGUGCGCAGUACUUUUUAGAACGAAUCGACAGUGUCAGCAUGGAUGACUACACACCUACAGAUCAGGACCUAUUAAGAUGCAGAGUUUUGACAUCAGGGAUUUUUGAAACAAGAUUUCAAGUAGAUAAAGUAAAUUUCCACAUGUUUGAUGUAGGUGGCCAGAGAGAUGAGAGGAGAAAAUGGAUACAAUGCUUUAACGGUGAGUAAAAAUAUUCCACGUUUUUAUUUGUUGGGGCCUGUAGCAGCUACAACAUGGUAAUAAGGGAAGACAAUAAUACAAACAGACUACGGGAAUCCCUGGACCUUUUCAAAAGUAUCUGGAAUAAUAGGUGGUUACGGACCAUUUCUAUCAUUUUGUUCUUGAAUAAACAGGACAUGCUAGCUGAAAAAGUCUUGGCAGGGAAAUCAAAAAUUGAAGAUUACUUUCCUGAAUAUGCGCAUUAUACUGUACCUGAGGAUGCAACACCAGAUGCAGGAGAAGACCCCAAAGUCACAAGAGCCAAGUUCUUCAUCCGGGAUGAGUUUUUAAGGAUAAGCACGGCGAGCGGAGACGGCAGACAUUAUUGCUACCCACACUUUACAUGUGCAGUGGACACAGAAAAUAUCCGUAGGGUGUUCAACGACUGUCGAGACAUCAUUCAGCGAAUGCAUCUUCGCCAGUACGAACUCUUGUGAGGGAGAUCACCGUGGAACCUGUGGUUUUAAAUUCUUUGCUCCUUACUCUUUCUCUUGAUACUACCCCACACAGGGUGGAAGAAUAUACUAUAGAAAUGUCAGUCUCUUCACUUUGUUUACUUUAAUUAUUUAACCUUAAAGCUGAUUUGAAGCAAGUUUGGGUUCUUUUCCUUCAUGCUUUUUGGGACUAUUUUUGUGCUUUAUUUUGACAUGCCACUUCUUCGUCAUUCCACUAAGCCCUUUGGCUACCUCUAUUCCCUUAGGUUUGUUUUUUAAUUGAACAUAACCUGCUAAAUUUUUUCCAGCAGGUUAACAGUUCAAACUGGUAUGUCAGCUGGAUGACACUGAAGUCAUUCCUAUCCUUCUGUGUGGGUUUCCUUUUUAACAUGACAUUGAAGAGUACUUGAUGGGUGAAAAAGAUUAAUGCACUUUGUAUCAGGUUAUUAAAUACUGUUGAGGAAGUAGACACACAAUGUAGCAGCACCACAAUAUUUAUUACUCUGUCACGGUUUUUAGCAUUUCUGAGUUGCAGGUCAACUGAUAAAGUGACCUCCUCUUUUAAGCCGUUACUGGCACAGGAAAUAGAGUAGAUAAUGAGAGGAAUAGCGAAGACAAAGCAAUUUUUCUGGGGUUUUGGAGCUAAGUGUCUCUGCACACCUCAGGCAUUUGAAUUACAGCUACUUUUCAGCCUGUUGCAUCGAGGCAGAAAAUUUACCACCCUCACUUAUGUUAUUUGUGCUGUCCACAAAUGAUCCUUUUAGUUCAGAUCAUUCUUGGACAACAGUCCUCUCCCUAUAUAUAUUUUUUUGUUUUACUGCUGGUUUAUUAUAUUGUACAGACUGUAAAAUGUAAUAUUAUUUUGUACAACUUUAUUGAAGAAAAAUACUUGUAGAAGAUCUUUGUGCCUUGAUUAUGGCUGUACCUGUAAAAUGAGCUAAGAUGUAAGUAUGUUUUUGAUUGCGCUGUACAGCUUGAUGUCAACCUUACCUGCAGCAGUGACUGAAGGUAAGAACUUUAUCUGUAGAGUUUAGGGGUUUUUUUCUGGUUUAUAUAAAAAUGCUCUUUAGUAUAAAAAUUAUAAAUUAUGCAAAUUAACCACUUACCUUUCCAAGUAAGGUAUUACAGUCACCGGAUGUUGCAGCAAACAUGCCUUUCUCUUUUGAAGUCUCAGCUUUAAAACAUUGGAAUCCAUUCAAGUGUCCAAAUUGCAACCUGGUGUUGUUUUAAUGGGAACCAAGGAUCUUUUUUUCUUUAUAUUUAGAAAAAUAUGUUUCGUAAUUCUUUGGUCAUUCAUAGAACUUCACAAUUGCACAGACCGAUUGUGAAUGUGUAAAGCACCAUUAUAUAGAGCUUUUCAAUCUUUGUACCAACAGCAGCUUUCAUUGUGCAAGUAAAUAGCAAGAACGAAGGAAAAAAAAAAAAAAAGGUGUAUAAACCCUUCUGUCUGGCCUAAGAGAAUUACAAGAUGACAUUUUUAUUUCUCUUUUAAUAAAGAGACACAUUAGAAAUUUGUUUUAUUUUAAAUAUUGUAGAAUCAAAAUGUGUGAAUAUUUCUCAAACUUGAAUAAUUUAUGCAAACGACAUUCUCAAAACAAGUUGUGGUACAGUACAAUAUAUAAAAAGCAAGAAUUGCUGUAGCAAUAAGGCAUGUCCUUUUUAGUAACUAUAACACUGCUUUAUAUUUUAUACAUAGGUGGUUUAUGUCUGUGACUAUAUACUUUUCCUGUGUCCAAGAUAACCUGUACAAAUGUCUAAAAUUACAGUUGCAAUAACAGAAACCUA